AUGAGCCAGGUAGAACAGCUCAACCAGGCGAAACAAUUCGUUCAACAAAGCCCUUCCGCUUUCAAUCAAGUUGUACAAAUGGUUGUACCAAUAGCGAUAUCUAGUCAAGAUUUACCAAUUCAACAAUGGUGUACAGAUUUUUUUUAUGAAUUUACUUUACCUGAAAAAAGAGAGAUAUCUUUUUAUCAAAAACAAGAUGCUGCCAUGAUAUUGAUUGGUGCUUUAAAACAAUUAAUUCAUAUAAAAGAUGUUACAAUUUUAAAAAAUAUUAUAUUAACAAUGACAAAUAUUUAUGAAUUAAUUUUAGAUUUAGUUGCAAAAACUUCAAAUCAACAAUUAUGGAAUGAUUUUAUCGAGGUGAAAAAAUUUAUUAUAGAUCAAUGGUCAACUACUUAUCCAUUAAAUUCAUCAAAUAAUAAAGAAAUUGAUGAAACUAAAUCAAUUGGUGUAAAAUUAACAAUAGUGAAAUUUAUCGUUAAAGUAAUUGUUGUUCAAACUCCUACUAAUAACGCUACUAAAGAUCCAAGAAGAGCUAACCAAUUGAAUGGUGGUAGUAGUAAUAAUGAAAUCUCUAUAUCAAACGUAUCAGAUAAUCAUAUAGUUUUAUCGAAAAAUAUUUUAGAUGCUGAAGCUCAAGGUUUAUUAGAUUUAUUAAUUAAUUAUUUAAAUGAUGAAGAAUAUUUAAUUCCACAAAAAUUUAUAUCAAUCUUGAAUGGAUUAAUUAUUAUAAUUCAAAAACGUUAUCAUAUAUUCCAAGGGAAAAUUUUAAAUUCAAUUUUAAAUUUUAAAUUAGAUGAAAAAUUUCAAUUAUCCAAAGAUUCAAAUUUAAAAUUUAAAUUAUCUAAAAGAUAUGUUGAUAGAUAUAUUAAAAAUUUAUUAAAUUAUUGUUCAAGAGCAAAUAUUAUUACUCAAUCAAAUCCAUUAUCUUUAAAAGCUCAAAAAUGGGUUACUUUAAUUGAUACUAAAAUGAAUGAACAAAAAAGAAAAGGUAUCUUGACAGAUUUAAAUGAUGAUGAUCAACCAUUAAGAAAGAAAAUUAAACUAGAAUCAACAACAACUACAACACCUUUAUUAAAUAAUUCAAUGAUUAGUGAUGAUAAUUCUUAUGCUUCACUUUAUAGAUUAAUUGAUUCAAAUAAUGAAUUAACUAAAUUUGAUGUAUCACAAAUUCCAUCAUCAAUUUUAUCAAAUUUAGCUAUUUCAACUUUAUUAAAUACUGAUACUCAAAAAUUAAUUAGUGCUUUAAGUAUAGUAUCUGCAAGAUAUACUGAUUUAAUAAAUAAAUCACAACAAGUACAACAACCACAACCACCUCAACAACAAGUACCACCACCACCUCCACCACCAACUACUGCAACAUCUCAAACUUCAACAAAUUUCACCAAGAAUGAAAUUGAUGAUACAGAAAAAGAUGAUUUAGAUAAUAAUCAAAUUUUAUCACAAAAUGAACAAGAUGAUUCAAAUUUAGAAACUACAUAUACAUUACCAUUACCAAAUUCUCUUUCCCUUGAUGAAAAAAAAAUUCAUUUAAAAUUUAUAAUUGAAAAUUUUUUUAAAAUUUCAAAUUAUAAGAUUGAAGAUAAUACUCCAGAAAAUGCUGGAUUAGAACCUUUAGAUAAUACUUUAAAAAUUAAUAAGAUUGCUAUAACUAAAUGGUCUAAAAAUUCUUGGUUAAUUUUAUUAACAAGAUUAGCAACAAGAGGUCUUGCAUCAACUAACCAAGAAGAAAGUGAAAUUUUAAGUGAUAUAGUUCGUGAAUCUUUAUUUCAAUUUUUUUUAGAAAAUAUUCAUGAACGUAUUGAUAUUAUAAUUGGUUGGUUAAAUGAAGAAUGGUUUGCAGAAUUUAAUAAAAAUUUAGAUGAUGAAUCCCUUACAACAAAUGAUGACAAAAUUCCAAAUUAUUUAAAAUGGACAGGAAAAAUCUUGGAUACAAUGAUUCCAUUUUUAGAAUCAAAUGAUAGGAAAAUUUUCAUUAGAUUAUUAUCUGAUUUACCUUACUUAAAUAAUGAAUUAAUUUUAAAAUUAAAAUCAUUAUGUAUUGAUCCUGAAAGAUCAAGCUUGGGAUUCCAAUCUUUACAAUUUUUAAUAAUGUUUAAACCUCCUGUUAAACAAGGUUGUAUUGAUAUUUUAAAAGAUCUUUAUGAAAAUAAUGAAGAUUUAAAAGAAAGUGCUAAGAAAUUAUUACAAAAAUACGUACCUGGUGAAUAUGAUUGA
This is a messenger RNA of Hansenula ciferrii, 2214 nucleotides long. RefSeq names its product RNA-processing protein PTA1 (gene PTA1). The coding region runs from base 1 to 2214 and encodes 737 amino acids. Gene Ontology annotation, cellular component: mRNA cleavage and polyadenylation specificity factor complex. Lineage: Eukaryota; Fungi; Ascomycota; Saccharomycetes; Phaffomycetales; Wickerhamomycetaceae. The transcript has a single exon. The record is from RefSeq and is a predicted model, not a curated record.